UAAUUAUUCGUUAACGUGAAACGGAACGUAACAUAGUACAGUUUGGUUUGCCCUAUUUGUAACGCUCGUACACGCCCAGAAAUACCAGAAAACUACAUAAAAAUAUCAAAACAUUAACUAUGAGAAUAUACUGAUAGUGAUUUCUUUUUUUUUAUUUUUGUUAUUGUGUUGUCAAUCAGUUCCUGGAGAUGUCCGUUAGUGCGAGUGCAGAGAACCUUUCUACCGAUGCACAGAGUUGUGAUGGAGGCUCCAUGUGCCUUGAGCUCGCAUUGGAGGGGGAGCGACUCUGCAAGGCGGGCGAUUGUCGUGCAGGAGUCGCCUUCUUCCAGGCCGCCAUACAGGCUGGCACCGAUGACUUGCGCACCCUCAGCGCUAUCUAUAGCCAACUUGGAAAUGCUUAUUUUUAUCUUGGCGACUACAACAAAGCAAUGCAAUACCACAAACAUGAUUUGACUCUAGCUAGGACAAUGAAUGAUAAAUUAGGCGAGGCAAAAGCCUCUGGAAAUCUCGGGAACACACUCAAAGUGAUGGGCAAGUUUGCUGAGGCCAUUCAGUGCUGCAAACGUCACUUGGAAAUCUCACGGGCUCUCGGUGACCGUCUGAGUGAGGGUCGAGCGUUGUACAAUUUGGGAAAUGUGUACCAUGCUCAAGGCAAGCAGCUGGGCAGAGUUGGUCAAAACGACCCCGGUCACUUUCCGCAGGAGGUCCGAGACUGCCUCAUGCAGGCGGUUGAAUAUUACGAAGAGAAUCUAGAGUUGAUGCGUAGUUUAGGCGACCGUCAAGCGAUGGGUCGAGCGUGCGGCAACCUCGGCAACACUUGCUACCUCCUAGGCGACUUCGCCCGCGCCAUCCGCUACCACACGGAGCGGUUGCAGAUUGCUCAAGAGUUCGGUGACAAGGCGGCUGAGCGUCGCGCGAACAGCAACCUCGGCAACUCUCAUAUAUUCCUCGGACAGUUUGAGAACGCUGCUGAACAUUACAAACGAACCCUGGCAUUGGCUGAGGAGCUCGGCGACGCGGCCGUGGAAGCCCAAGCGUGCUACUCCCUCGGGAAUACCUACACUCUCCUGCGGGAAUACAGGAUCGCGGAGGAAUACCACGCUAGACAUCUGACAGCCGCCAGGAAGCUCCAGGACCGCGUCGGGGAGGGCCGCGCGUGCUGGUCCUUGGGGAAUGCUCACGCUGCUCUGGGGAACCACGAGAAGGCCCUGUAUUAUGCUAAUGAGCAUUAUAAUAUAUCUAAAGAGCUCGGCGAUGUGCUUGGCAUGGCGACAGCUCAAAUGAACAUCAGCGACCUCCGGAAGGUGUUAGGAAUGCCGGCCGAGGCAGAGUCGCCGCCCGCGCCCUCUAUAGAAGAGGACAGGACGCCGCGGACGCCGUUCAACGCUCUGCGGGUACGACGUCAGAGUAUGGAGCAACUGUCGCUUAUACAGAUAACACCAGACAAUAAGAAAAAAGAGUCCGAAUUAGACAACGAGAAGAAACACGAAGUGGUCAGAACGGAAUCCGAGGAGAACCCGGUGGAUUCGUUCUUCGACCUGCUCAGCCGGUGUCAGUCGGAGCGGAUGGACGAGCAGCGCGCCACGCUGAAUGCCAACAAAGAGAACCGGCCUAAACCCAAGGGGUCCAACAACAAGCUACAGAGGUCGGCCAGCAGUGGGAACAAAAACCCAAGUCCAAACGACGCAAUGCUGGACAUGAUCACGGACCUACAAUCGGAGAGGAUGGACUCCCAACGCGCCGAGCUCCGUCCCGUGCCGAAGAAACUCAGCAAGGAGAGUAAAGGCACCUCCCUGCCAGGGCUCCGCACGCAACAGACUACCUCCACGAAGCCGGAGGACGACUUCCUGGACAUGAUCGCUCGCGUACAGGGAUCCCGUCUAGAAGAUCAGCGUUCAGAAUUGCCUCGCCCAAAACCGGAAGAGCGGCCCAAGACUGUGCCGGAUGAUGACUUCUUUGCACAGCUGAUGCGCGCGCAGGCCGGCCGCAUGGAGGACCAGCGGGCGACGAUUCCGUUACAAGAAAACCGUCAAAACAAAAGCGGUUCCAACGCCAAGAAGUAGACUGGUGUAUGUUAAUACAGAUAUUAGAUGCAACUGUAGUUUACUUCGAGUCGAUACGAGCAAAGUCAGGUAGUGAUUGUGUUCCGAACGAAUCGUACGACCUAACACUGACCCCACUGUCGUUGCUUUAUUGUUACUCUUUGACAAAUUGAUAUUUUAAAUUGUUUUACACUUUACAAUUUGUAUUGGAAUGAAAAUCGAAUAUGUUUAAUAAUUGUAAUAUUGAAAUUUACAAUUUUUUUUUUUUUUUUUACUCUAUGACUUGACACAAUUUAUGAAUAAUGAAUUAUUAAUUAUAAUUAUUUAUUACUAUUUAAAAUUUGAACCGAAAUCCAGCGAUGAUAUUAUUUUUUAUACGACUUAGAAUGGCAAACAAGCUGACGGCCCACCUGAUGGAAAGUGGUAACCGUCGCCUGUAGACAUGAGCAGUACCGUGGACAUAACAGAGUAUACUGUUUCCGUCCAUGAUACCGCCCAUGCGUUGCCAUUCCUGAGGACUGAGGUGUUAUUCCUCUGUACCGUGUAAAUUCACGCCACGCUGUUCCUUACACUGAACAACCUUUAUGAAUAGCCAUAGACAAUAAUAUGUUAAAAUAACUUUUUAAUUUUUAUCCUUUUUUACUUUUGACACAGCGUGUUUUAUAUAAAAGGCUGCAAAUAUGUAUAUUUUUUUUUUAUAUUUUAAUGUUAUUUUGUUUGUACAAAGACAUUCGCUGGAUUUCCUCUUUUAUUUUCUUCUUAUUCUAUAAUAAUCUAAUAUAUUUUUAAUUAUCUUUAUUUAAUUUUAUUUCUUUGACAUAAUCAAGGUAAUAUUAAUAAAUAAUAACAGAACUAUACGUAAACACUUUUUACUCUUUGACAUAUUCGAAUUUUGAUUCUUAUAUUACAUUCCUUUCCGCAUUUAAUCUUUUACUUAGUCUAUGCAUUUUUUGUGACUGUAUCUAUGUUCAUACAUAUGUCAGUGAUAUGUCAAAUGUUUCAUUUAUGUACAGUCAUACGCAAUAUUACGAGCACAAUUCCGUAUUGUAUUGUACUGAUGCAACGGAAAAGAUUAUAUAUACGGCAGAAGUUAAAAGUAAUUUUGCCUGUUAAAUUUAGUCUAUGACAUGUAAACUGUUUAUACAGGGUGUAAAGGACAGGUUGGCGAAAAUUUUAAUAGUGAAAUCAGACCAUUAUUACGAAUUGGAAGUGGAAAAUCUUUUCGGAAAAUUUAAAUUUUUUUCUUUUUAAUUUCUGUGUUUCUUUUUCAUUUAAAGUCAUAUAAUCUCUGAUACUAUAUCAUAAUAAUAAAUAAUAUUAUUUUAUAAUGAAUUACUAUGAAAUACCAAAAAAAAAAAAAAAAAACAGCAAUGUAAUACACGUAUUAAAAUACUACCGCGAUCAUCAAUCUGCUGUGAAAGGUCAACGCCCCAAGCGUACGAAAACUACCUAUAAAAAAGCGCUAUUGAGCGCGCCUUGUACGCGUCGCGCGUAUCGUAAAAUUUCAAAUACAUUGCGCGGCUUCAAAACUAAGAAUCGUUAAUUACAUGAUUGUUGUGUAUUUUCCAAUGGGAAAAUAAUCUACCAUCUGAUUCAGGUGGUCUACCAUGAAAUGAAAUUCCGAAAUUUCGGGCUCAAUUUCGUGUUUUUGUUCGUAUCGAAAUAUACCCAGUAAAUGGAGCUUAGCAUUUCGUUCAUAAUAAAUCCUAUUCUAAUAGUCCAAAGGAACGAUAUUUUAACAUUUCUAAUAAUUUUAAUCAGCAUGUAUUAUGUAAAUUUAACAUCAAAUUUCUGUUUCGUUCGUCCCUGAAAUUUCGGAAAAUACUUCUUUUUUUUUAUACCACUGAGGUGGCAAACAAGCAUACGGCCCACCCGAUGGUAAGCGGUUACCGUAGCCUAUGAACGCCUGCAAUACCAGAGGUAUUACGCGCGCGUUGCCGACCCUGAAGAAACCUCUUUACCCCCUUUUGAAGAACCCUAUGCUGUAGUCUUUCGGGAAAACCUCGGCAGGGAGCUCAUUCCAUAACCUGAGUGUUCGUGGGAGAAAGCAGGUAGGUAUUCAUGGUAGGCCCUCAGAUUAUUAAUCUGAAUCAGUUGUUUUCGUUUCAACCAACCUGUCCCAUCCACCCUGUAUAUUAUUAUAAUUGUUAAUAAAUAAAUAAAUAAUACAGUGUAGUUAAAUCGUAAUAACUUACUGCAGUGUACAGUUACCAACAAGUUCAAUGCAAUUAUCGUGGCGACACUAAAACGAGCGAUAUCGAAAGGCAAUAUUGGAUUGUAAUACAUUGUAUACAACGUAUCAUAAUAACUGUGCAUGUUUUAUACAAAUAAUAUAAAAGUGACUAUAUCUGUAUAUAAAAUGAACAGUCUGUUAGUGAAUAAUCUUAAUCAACAAGGAAUAUAAAAUGUAGGAUAGGUUUUCGCUUUUUUUUUUAUUUUUUAGACGCGGCUCUAUUAGGCUUAUUUAUUAUAUUAUCUAUGCUUCUGUAUAGUUUGGGAUCCAAUAACAAAGUGUACUUUGAGAAGAUUAAUUAACGCCUUUUUACACGCGCCGGAGUAAUUUUGACUGGUUUUAGUAACAGAACUUACCAGCUACGUCCUUCUCAGUGCCAAACUCUAUAUAUAUAUAUAUAUAUAUGGCAUUUAUAUACGUCGAGGCACUAAGAAAUAACUAAUUCAGUGGCACAGCUAGGUAACCAAAGGCCCUGGGGGAAAAAAUAAACCAGUCUAAGAAUAUAGGGGAGUUCCCCGCAAAUUCCAAACAAGAAUGUUCUAGAUUUGCUGGGGGAAUUCCCAUAUUUUUUUUCAAAUAAGUUGCCAUUAUUAAAGUCGCGUUCUUGGAAUCUGGUUUAUUCAAAUUCCGAAUGUGGGAGAAAUUUUGACUAGUUCAAUUUAUAGUUUGUAAGUCAUAGUCAGAGGGGAACCUGAGCUUGGGGCCCCGGGGCCCCGUCUAACCCUCUGAUAGAUACACCACUGAACUAAUUUCACAAUCGAUAGUUGAAUCCAAUUUAAGUAGGAUUUGAAAAGAAAACAUGAAUUGUUUAAUAUCGGCUUUAAAAAUGCAUUUUCGUAAUUGUAAAAAAAAUAAACGCGGAGAGAAAUGCUUGUCUAUGCCGUCGCUUAUGACAUUUUUCGUACAUCAAACAGACCUGUCAAAUCUACUAGUUGCCCGGCACGUGUAUAAAGGCCUUAUACUUCAACCCCCUUAUUUGUAAAAAUUAAAACCCCCAACAAACCUAUUUUAGUGAUUAAAAUGUUUUGUCACUGGCUUUCAGAUUGGAAAAUUUAACGAAAAAGAAAGAGAACUGAAAUAGGUUUUUAUGAUUGAGAGGGUAAGAGUGAGAUUUCCUUGUUCGAUGUUUUUAUAUAAAUUUGACAAUAUUAGUUGCUUUGCUGUUACGAAAGCGAUCUGUAAAUGAAAAUAAAUAUAUGUACUAAGAAAAACAAGAUACAACCGCGUGUAAUAAUAGGUAAGCGUUGUCGCAGUGAAUUCCAAAGAUAUUUGGUAAAAUAUUUUUACUGUUGAACGCUUCUGCGAUCGAUGUUCUAAGAUUGAUGGGAUCAGGUAAAAUUUAAUACGACAUGAUGCCAAAUUGUUUACUAUAUUAUUAUACGUGUGUGUAUCUAGUGGUCUGUAUGCAGAUGUUAGAGAGAAUAUACCGACCCGAAACUAAUGUUGAUAUUUAUGGAACUUGGAUUUUUUUUUUAAUAAACAUAGUGCAAAUAAAGUCCCCGUAUAGCUACUCGGUUUGUGUAAAAGAAUCAAAAUUAUAUACUGGUUGGUUUUAUACUACGUCCAUAGUUUUUUCAAGUUGAAAAAAGUUGACCAAUUUCAUAAAUAGUCAAAGUUCAAUCUAAGUUUCAGUUGGGUGUGCCGUCUCCGGGAGGCCCUGUAUAAUUUUGUGUUUUAGUACUCGGUGCGUCCAUUAAUAGUGCAUCACAGAAACUAUAAUAAGUUUUCAGGCCUACGUAUUAAUAGUGAAUUGUGUAAUCAUAUAUUUAUUUAACUGUAAUGGCUCGAAUAUUGUUUUUUAGGAAAUUGGUUUCGUCAAUUGCCAAAUAAUUGUUUUGUAAACGUUAAUAAAGUUGGCUGGCUUAUCACUAAAUCGCUGAGUUUAGAAGCACGAAUGUUGUUGAAUGUGAAAGAAUCCUCGAUUUGCUAUGAAGUUUAAUGAAUCCUUAUUUAUGUGCUGAUUUAGUCUAAAUUCUAUUAUGAUGUACUUCGAUGCUCUGAAGGCUUUCCCGAUUAUGACCCUAAACUUACUGGUCACAGAGUUUAGUUUUGCGUGCAACAGUGAUUUGGUGGUAAAUUUAUUGUUAAGGAAACCAAAUAAUUUUAUAACUAUUUAUAUCGAAUAUAUUCACGUAUCAACUUCGUGAUUGUCUGACCAGUUUCCAAAUAUAUCUUUGGAGUCAGAAAUUAUUGUCAUAAUAAACAUCUGUGGUUUGCCA
This is a messenger RNA of Galleria mellonella (greater wax moth), 6494 nucleotides long. RefSeq names its product G-protein-signaling modulator 2 (gene pins). The coding region runs from base 189 to 2063 and encodes 624 amino acids. NCBI's taxonomy places the organism in Eukaryota, Metazoa, Arthropoda, Insecta, Lepidoptera, Pyralidae. The record is from RefSeq and is a predicted model, not a curated record. Gene Ontology annotation, molecular function: identical protein binding; GTPase regulator activity. The transcript is spliced from 10 exons.